AUGGCUGCAUAUUGUCGAUGGGUGGAUAUCUUCAUUUCGGCGGGUCUGUUACUGCAGGCUAAUCAACAGCUUAACCUCACGGAAACCCUCACCUCCAAAUACCACCUUAUCUACUUCGGACAUGUGGUGACUCUGCUCAAGUAUGUUGUCAGCGUGCUGACCAAACUGCAGACUUCCUGCAAGCUCCCUCUGCCUCUCUGUCUCUCCUCGCAUUUAACUCCAAAAACCAAAGAUAGUGAGAUGCAGCUGCCUGACGAUGUCUUUCAUGCGCUUCAAGCCGUCUGUCAUCAGGCAGAUCCUGGCUUCUGCAUGCGCCUACUCAAUCUCAUUGCUUGGGUCUGCUGUGUUGGAGGAAAUCGGGAAGUUCUAGGCCAAUGGGAGGAACACCUGCGAAUGUCCGCCGGCUUCUUCGCCAAUUUGGGUGACCGACAAGCCCUUCUCAAUACUUGUGGGAUUUUU
Messenger RNA from Dibothriocephalus latus, 459 nucleotides. The record is from the annotation of a GenBank genome assembly. Lineage: Eukaryota; Metazoa; Platyhelminthes; Cestoda; Diphyllobothriidea; Diphyllobothriidae.